Metarhizium album ARSEF 1941 is the source of this 1929-nucleotide messenger RNA. Its product is annotated as Sodium/calcium exchanger membrane region. Gene Ontology annotation, biological process: intracellular calcium ion homeostasis; calcium ion transmembrane transport. Gene Ontology annotation, molecular function: calcium:proton antiporter activity. The transcript has 4 exons. The record is from RefSeq and is a predicted model, not a curated record. The coding region runs from base 1 to 1929 and encodes 642 amino acids. NCBI's taxonomy places the organism in Eukaryota, Fungi, Ascomycota, Sordariomycetes, Hypocreales, Clavicipitaceae. Gene Ontology annotation, cellular component: fungal-type vacuole membrane.
AUGUCCUCCUCUGUCGCGUGCGGCGUGGCUGGCGCUGAUGAUUAUCCCACGUUUUCAACAUUCUCGGAUAUACCCGUUGGCGGUGCCGAUUAUGUUCUGGAGUCCGCCUUGGCAGAGAAUGAGCAGGGAGGAGGACCUGUCAAUCACUUCAGGAACAAACGAGAGGCGCAUCUGGUCAGUCGCUCAAGUAUCGAGGGAUGGAAUAUUUUUCGGCACCUCUGGGGCACGCCUGUUGAUCGAGAGCGCCGCCGAGGUACCUGGGGAGGACCCCAACGCGAGGCAAAGGCUGGCCGGGGCCAGGGCGGACGAGAUAGUGGCGGAAGGUUGACCCAUGCUUCCACGGCACCGGUUCCCAGCAGCGGGAGCAUCCCACGGGACUCAUCCAGCCCGGGCACCAUCACCGGCUCCGGUAAGGAGAGUGACGAUGCAACCAGAACCAAACUUGUCGAUAAUGGAGAACCGAAGAGGGACCUUGACCCAUCUUUGGGACGCUUGCGCAACCGACGGCCCGAAGAUGAUGCCGCAAAAAGCGAACGCGGCUCUGACUCGGCUGAACGAACGGUGGACGAUGAUGGAAAGCCCAACAAGAAGGCCAAGACGGGUUUGAUCAACUGGCAUCUCAAGCCGAAGGAACCUUUUACUGUGGCGAAUCAACUGCAGCGCACCUUUUUGAGCUCUUGGAUAAACGUGCUCUUGCUCGCUGCUCCCGUCGGCAUUGCAUUGAAUUACGUCCACUCCGUUGAUCGCAUUGCUAUUUUCGUCAUCAACUUCUUGGCCAUCAUUCCACUGGCCGCUAUCCUCGGCUUUGCUACAGAAGAAGUGGCUCUGCGAACCGGCGAGACCCUUGGUGGUCUCAUCAAUGCUACUUUUGGAAAUGCCGUUGAACUCAUCGUUGCCAUCAUCGCACUCAAGGAUAAUCAGAUCGCCAUCGUCCAGACGUCUUUGAUCGGGUCCAUUCUUUCCAAUCUGCUUCUCGUGUUGGGGCUCUGCUUCUUUUUCGGUGGCCUGCGACGACCAGAGCAAUACUUCAACCCCGUUGUUGCCCAGACCUCUGCUUCUGUUCUGGCCCUUGCCGUGUCAUCUGUCAUCGUCCCAUCCGUAUUCAAUGUCGCGGCCUCGGCAAGUAUUACACAGGCAGAUAUUGCAAAGCUCUCCCGCGGAACCUCUGUGAUACUGCUCAUUGUCUAUACCGCCUACCUCAUCUUUCAACUCCACACACAUCACGAAGUCUUCAAUGAGCAGAGCCAAAAGGUUCCUGCGAAACCUUGGACGAACAGCGUCAGCAUCAAGCAAGGCCUAGCCAUGCCUAGCGCCCUCAUGAGUCAUGCGAUGCCUGACCAGGGCCAGAACGAGCGACUGUCCAAGAUGAUCAUGAACCCCGGGAGCUUGGACGAAGACGACGACCAAGAUGACGAUCCCCAACUGAGCUUGAUGGUUGCCCUUGGCACUCUUACCAUCUCAACGGUCGUUAUCGCGUUCUGUGCCGAGUCCAUGGUUGGCUCUAUCGACUCCAUCACCAAAAGUGGCGGCUUGACGCAAGAGUUUGUCGGCUUGAUCUUGCUUCCCAUUGUUGGCAAUGCCGCGGAGCACGUCACGGCUGUCACCGUCGCUAUAAAGGAUAAGAUGGACCUUGCUAUUGGCGUCGCCGUAGGCUCUAGCAUGCAGGUCUCGUUGUUCCUGAUUCCACUGCUUGUUAUUAUUGGCUGGGGAAUGGACAAACAGUACAUGGAUCUGAGCUUUGAUUCUUUCCAGGUCGCGGUCUUGUUUGUUGCCGUCUUGUUGGUCAACUACCUGAUCGGCGACGGCAAGAGUCAUUGGCUAGAGGGCUUUCUCCUCAUCUGCCUUUAUGGCAUUAUUGUCGUCUGCUCAUUCUGGUAUCCCAAUACUAGUCUCGAGCUGGCCAAUGGCAACACCACUACGCAUGCGUGA